This is a messenger RNA of Cadophora gregata, 921 nucleotides long. RefSeq lists its product as uncharacterized. The transcript is spliced from 2 exons. NCBI's taxonomy places the organism in Eukaryota, Fungi, Ascomycota, Leotiomycetes, Helotiales, Ploettnerulaceae. The coding region runs from base 1 to 921 and encodes 306 amino acids. The record is from RefSeq and is a predicted model, not a curated record.
AUGGACACAGACGAUACUAUCGAACGUGAAAUCUAUCUCAACACGCUCCCCAGCAGCUCAUCGUAUGUGUUUGAGGAAUCAGCAUACUUCUCUCGGAAUGGACCUGGCUGUUCCCUGCCUUCGCCUGCCGAGGUUCGCAGGCUUCGGGACCCUUUGUCUUCAGGUGCGUCAGAAACCGCGAAAUUCGAAGCAUUGGGCCUCAUCGUGAAAUUCGGACGAGAGAUCACUAUCGCGGAAGGGCAAUGUCUCUGGGCCAUUCGGCAGCACUUCCAUCAUCAUCAAGUGUCUGUUCCUGAAGUAUACGGUUGGUGUGAAGAGUCGGGCGAAGUCUUUAUUUACAUGGAGCUCAUUCAAGGCAUUACGCUAGAAGACAGAUGGGAAUCCCUUCCGAGGCAGGAGAGAUUGAAUGUUUGUGAGCAGCUUCGAGCUAUGUUGGUGGAGCUACGUACUUUGCGACAGGAUCCAAAUUAUUACUUUCUCGGACAUAUCAAUCGUCAACCUCUGCUUGAUAUCGUUUUUACAAACAGCACGAAGCCGCCAGCCGGGCCUUUCUCCUCAGUCAAAGAAUUCCAUGACUGGCUCUCCUACUUGACCAAGCGAGGGAAAGCAACCCAUUGGCCGGAUCCUUCACUCAUACCAGAUCCAUGCCGUGUUUUACUCCCUGACGACUCUUUGAUCACCUUUACUCAUAGUGACCUUCAUCCGAGAAAUAUCAUGGUUUCCGCCGAUGGUCCCUGUCGCAUUCUUGCUUUAGUGGAUUGGCACCAAUCUGGGUGGUAUCCAGACUACUGGGAAUAUUGUAAAGCAGUAUAUACUGCUGACCCAGGCGGAGAAUGGGAGACAGAGUAUAUACCGCGAUUUGUGGAGGUGCCUACAUGUUAUGAUGCUUGGGCCUUCUAUCCUCGAACUCUUGGAUACUGA